Messenger RNA from Trematomus bernacchii (emerald rockcod), 3048 nucleotides. RefSeq names its product dipeptidyl-peptidase 3 (gene dpp3). The record is from RefSeq and is a predicted model, not a curated record. Gene Ontology annotation, biological process: proteolysis. Gene Ontology annotation, cellular component: cytoplasm. Bases 17 to 2380 code for a protein of 787 amino acids. Lineage: Eukaryota; Metazoa; Chordata; Actinopteri; Perciformes; Nototheniidae. Gene Ontology annotation, molecular function: metalloexopeptidase activity; dipeptidyl-peptidase activity. The transcript has 19 exons.
GUAUCGGACCCCGAAGAUGCUAAGAUGUCUUCGAUUAUGGAAAAGGACUCCGACGAGGAUGGGAUUCGAACCCACGCGUGCAGAGCACAAUGGAUUAGCAGUCCAUCGCCUUAACCACUCGGCCAAAAAUACCUCGUCCUAUAGCACUCUGUCCAUGCCAUUACGUUUUUCGUCGUCAGUGUCAAACCUCAGAUUAAAGAUGGUGGACUCCCAGUACUACCUCCCAAAUGACAUUGGUGUCUCUGCUCUUGACUGCACUGAGGCCUUUCGUCUGCUUUCAAAUAAGGAGAAGAUGUACUCCCACUACCUGUCACGCGCCGCCUGGUAUGGAGGUCUGGCAGUGCUUCUGCAGACAUCCCCAGAGUCGGCAAAAAUCUUUGUCUUGCUGCAGAAGAUCUUCAGGAAGCAGACGCCUGCACAGCUGGAACAGGUCGCCACGACAGCUGGACUCAGCCCUGAGGAGUACCAGGCGUUCUUGGUAUAUGCAGCUGGUCUGUAUGCCAACAUGGGAAACUACAAGUCUUUUGGAGACACCAAGUUCAUCCCGAAUCUACCCAAGGACAAGCUGAAAGCUCUAGUGAAGGCCAGCCAGGCGUUCCAGGAUCAGCCCGCUGAGAUGGAGGCUCUGUGGGACAGCUGCUCGUGUCUCCUCUUCUCCCUGGAAGACAGACAGAAGCAGCUGGGGCUGGGCGACAAGGGAAUUACCACCUACUUCUCAGGAAACUGCUCUCUGGAGGAUGCUGAGCUGGCUCAGAGGUUUCUUGACUCGAAAAAACUGUCGGCUUACAACACCCGCCUGUUUAAGAGGGAAAAAGAAGGAAAAGCCUGCUAUGAGGUGCGCCUGGCCUCAGCUGUGCAGAAAGACUGCGCAGUGGAGGGAGAAUGUGAGACAAGCUGCGGCAGCUUCAACUUUGAAGACAAAGAAUUCACUGUGAAGAGAGGAGACUAUGCUCCUCUCAUGGAGAAGGUCUCCUUUUACCUCCAAAAAGCACAGGCUUAUGCUGCCAAUGAGAACCAGAGAAAGAUGCUCGAAGAGUACGCUCGCAGCUUCACUUCAGGCUCAGUGGACGCCCAUAAAGAAGGCUCCCGCUACUGGAUCAAAGACAAGGGACCAAUUGUCGAGAGUUAUAUAGGUUUCAUAGAGAGCUACAGAGACCCAUUCGGCUCCAGAGGAGAGUUUGAAGGUUUCAUUGCUGUUGUGAACAAGGCGAUGAGCGAGCGCUUUUCCAAACUGGUGAGCUCUGCAGAAGUCCUGCUCCCUGAGCUGCCUUGGCCGAAGGAGUUUGAGAAAGACACUUUCCUCAAACCCGACUUCACCUCUCUGGAUGUCCUCACCUUCGCUGGCAGCGGAAUACCCGCCGGCAUCAACAUCCCCAACUACGAUGACAUCAGACAGUCAGAGGGAUUUAAAAACGUGUCUCUAGGCAACGUGCUUUCUGUAGCCUAUGCUACUCAAAAAGAAAAACUCACCUUCCUGCAGGAGGAGGACAAGGAUUUGUUCAUCAAGUGGAAAGGCCCAUCCUUCGAGGUGCAGGUUGGACUUCAUGAGCUGCUGGGCCAUGGCAGUGGCAAGCUGUUGGUCCAGGAUGACGAGGGCAAAUUCAACUUUGACAAGAGUAAGGUGACCAACCCAGAGACUGGAGAGCCGGUUACCAGUUGGUAUCGUGGCAGUGAGACGUGGGACAGUAAAUUCUCCACCAUUGCUUCCUCUUAUGAAGAAUGCCGUGCCGAGUGUGUGGGACUCUACCUGUGUCUCAUCAAGAAAGUGCUCAGUAUCUUUGGCAAUGAGGGCCAGGAUGCGGAGGACGUGGUGUACAUCAACUGGCUGAGCAUGGUCCGAGCUGGACUGUUGGGCCUGGAGUUCUACACACCUGAGAGCAAGAGCUGGAGACAGGCUCACAUGCAGGCCCGUUUCGUGAUCCUGCGCGUCCUGCUGGAGGCGGGGGAGGGGCUGGUGGGCCUGGAGGAGCUGACGGGGCCCGACGGCAAGCCCGACGCUCAGAUCACACUCGACAGGAGCAAGAUCCACACUGUGGGCAAGGACGCCAUCCACAGGUUCCUCUGCAAACUGCAGGUGCUAAAGGCAACAGCCGAUGUGGAAGGGGGCCGUGCUCUCUAUGACGGAUACUCCACGGUCAGCGAAGGCGGUCCUCACAACUUCAUGCGCCUCCGGGAGACGGUCCUGCUGAGGAAGGAAGCUCGUAAGAUGUUUGUCCAGGCCAACACCAACAUCAAUGGGGACAGCGUAGAGCUGAAGGAGUACGAAGGCAGCGCGGCAGGUUUGAUCUGCUCCUUCACUGAGCGUUUCCAAGACGACGCCGAGAAGCUGGAGGCCGACCUUCUGGACCUGUGCAAAAAAGACUUCCCCUGCUGGUGUUGAUGGAUGGUCUGCUUCUAGAGCUUCAAUAAUACCAACUGUAAUCCGUUUUUUUUUGUAUUGUAUGUAAACGCAAUUUGAAUCCUAAUGGAUGUCAAGCUAAUUGGAAGACGCUUCUGAAGAGAACAAAUUAAAGCUUCAUAAUAUAAACUAAAGCCAUAGGACAAGAACAUAUCUGCCAAAGACAACAUCCACAGUUUCUAGCCACGACUCAGACCCAAUGUCAGGUGCUUUCUUUGAAUAUAUAUAUACGAUCAAAUACACAUAAGAGCUGAUACAACACCAUCACUCUUUUUGAUGCAUUUAGGACACAUUUUUCUAAUCAGAAGUAUUGUGAGCUGUCUAUUAAACCAAUGCUGCCUGACAAUAAACAUGUUCCUGGGAAUAGACGUUUAUGCAAGUGGCUGGAGGUAGGUUGCACUUUCUAAAUGGCAAGGUUAAAAUUGGGUUGAAUAGUUUUUUUUGUCUAGCCUUGCUGUUGACAAUUUCAAAGGUAUUCACAGUUAAAUUACAGAUCAAUGUUGACUUGACUGCAAAAUCAUUUUUUUUAAAUGGUACCCGGUUGGUCAUUGUGGAUUACUUGAGUGUAUAAAAUAUUGCUGUGUUUGGAAGGCCUAAAAAAUGUGGAAAUGUCGUGUUGAAUCUGCACAAAUAAAAUGUGUUAGGUAUGA